UCAACAUUCUUGCGUUUUAUUCUGGAAACCCUAGCAGGAAGUCGCUUUACUUUGGUCAGCUAGCUUGAUCACGGGUCGGUUGAGCGCGGUAGCUGUCAGAUAGUGGAGAGAGACAGAGAGAGAGAGCACCCACCCUGGUCGCUUCGUCUCUCUAUAUCAAACCCUCCUUCACUCGGCGCCUCCGACAAGGCAUUUCACCGCUCCAACUGCCGUCUAGCUGCUGGGCGGACCUGUAUUUCAAACGCAAAUUUAGCGCCAUAUAACCGCAGUUUUUUCGGAGCUGUCAAAGUAGAAGAAGCGAGAGACAGGGGAGCGACAUGGCCACGACAACCUGUACGCGAUUCACAGACGAAUAUCAGCUAUACGAGGAGCUGGGGAAGGGAGCCUUUUCAGUGGUGCGCAGAUGUGUUAAGCUGUGUACAGGACAGGAGUAUGCCGCCAAAAUAAUCAACACCAAAAAGUUAUCUGCGAGAGAUCACCAGAAGCUGGAGCGAGAGGCUCGGAUUUGUCGCUUGUUGAAACACCCCAACAUCGUUCGUCUUCAUGACAGUAUAUCAGAGGAGGGCUUCCACUACCUCCUGUUUGACUUGGUGACUGGAGGUGAGCUGUUUGAGGACAUCGUAGCCAGAGAGUAUUACAGCGAGGCCGAUGCCAGUCACUGUAUCCAUCAGAUUCUAGACAGUGUCCAUCACAUUCACCAACAUGACAUAGUGCACAGGGACCUGAAGCCAGAAAACCUGCUCCUAGCAAGCAAAUGUAAGAAUGCUGCAGUGAAGCUGGCCGACUUUGGCCUAGCCAUUGAGGUGCAGGGGGAUCAGCAGGCCUGGUUUGGAUUUGCUGGCACACCGGGAUACCUGUCCCCUGAGGUAUUGAGGAAGGAGGCAUAUGGCAAGCCUGUGGACAUCUGGGCCUGUGGGGUGAUUCUCUACAUCCUGCUGGUGGGUUACCCUCCUUUCUGGGAUGAGGACCAGCACAAGCUGUACCAGCAGAUCAAGGCUGGGGCUUACGAUUUCCCUUCCCCAGAGUGGGACACAGUCACCCCAGAGGCCAAAAACCUGAUCAACCAGAUGCUGACCAUCAACCCAGCUAAGAGGAUCACUGCUCAGGAAGCCCUCAAGCACCCAUGGGUCUGCCAACGGUCCACAGUGGCGUCUAUGAUGCACAGGCAGGAGACCGUGGAGUGCCUGAAGAAAUUCAAUGCCAGGAGGAAACUCAAGGGGGCCAUUCUUACUACCAUGCUGGUUUCUCGAAAUUUCUCUGUGGGCAGCAGGCAAACCACCGCUCCGGCCUCUGUCACUGCGGCCGCAGCAGCAGUGGCUGCAGCCGCCGGCACCACCGCAGGGCUGGUGGAACAAGCAGCUAAGACCUUGCUCAACAAAAAGGCAGAUGUCAAGAAACGCAAGUCCAGCUCUACUGUCCAGUAUAUGCCCCAGACAAACAGCACCAAAAACAGCAUAGUCACCAGCCCCAAAGGAAACAUCCCUUCACCUGCUCUGGAACCUCAGACAACCGUCAUCCAUAAUCCAGUGGACGGGACAAAGGAGUCAUCAGACAGCAGCAACACCACUGUGGAGGAUGAAGAUGUGAAAGGAAAGAGCUUAGACAACAGCUCGCUUAAGGCGCAGUCCAGCACAAGCUCCCAGCCUGAUAGCUCUCAGGGCUCCUCAGCUGCUGUGUACUCUGCCACAAAGUUUGCUGACCUACUGGGCUCAGUUCGUAGGGGCUCAGGGCCCACAUCUGACGGGGAAGGGAGAUCCAGCACUCCACCUCCCGCUGUCCUCUCCGCCCCCUCCCCUCCACACACCCCUGUUGUCCCCAUGCAGAUGUCUCGGCUCACCGACCUGGUAAGCAGCGUUCGCAGGGUGCCGGCAGCCCCUGCCCCCGAGGUUGACACUGCACCGGCGCCGGUACCCAGCGUCAGGCCCACCCUUCCACCUGCACACACCACCUCCCCACCUCCCCCUCACUCUCCCUUCAGCCCUUCCCUGUCUUCCUCCCAGAUACGCAAACAAGAAAUUAUCAAGAUCACUGAGCAGCUCAUAGAGGCAAUCAACAAUGGAGACUUUGAGGCAUACGCAAAGAUCUGCGACCCUGGACUGACUUCGUUUGAGCCGGAGGCGCUGGGCAACCUGGUAGAGGGGAUGGAUUUCCACAGAUUCUACUUCGAGAACCUUUUGGCUAAGAACAGCAAGCCCAUCCACACCACCAUCCUGAACCCCCACGUCCACCUGAUCGGCGAGGACGCGGCCUGCAUCGCUUACAUCCGCCUGACUCAGUUUGUUGACGGGCAGGGUCGGCCGCGGUCCAGCCAGUCAGAGGAAACUCGCGUCUGGCAUCGCAGAGACAGCAAGUGGCAAAACAUCCACUUCCACUGCUCAGGCGCACCAGCCGCGCCACUCCAGUGAGGGUUGAAUGCCAUAGCUUCGUCUGUCAGGAGUGCUCUGCUGGAGAGAGCGGAAGAGGAGGAGGAGGAGGAAGGGAUGUAAGAACAAGUCCGGUGUCAGUUUGGGACAGGGCUCCUCGCCCUUCAACAACAAACCCUCCCUCACUGGACGCCCAGCCUCAACCCCCAGCAUGCAUCUCUUCUUUUACUACUACUGCCCCCUAUCUGUCAGCUGCCCUACAACAUCUUCUGACAACCAUCAAACAACAGCAAGUGAACGUCCAACAGCUCGACAUCCUUCACCCCCCAGGCUUCCUCUUCUUCCCUCAGGCACACUGGGUGAUUGGCGGGGGUGGGGGUGUUUUUAGCACUCGUUGUGAUUCCUUCUUCCUCUCUUCCCCCUGUCCCCACAGUUUUUGUGACACCAACCCUCUUGUCCUCCUAUGAAUCCACACUUGUGUCACAUAAACACUGCACUGGAAAUACAGUAUGUAAAGUUUUAAGUAAAAUCUAUUAUUAUCAUUACUACAUUAUUAUUAUGAUUAUUAUUAUUAUUAUUACACAUUUGCAAUUGUAUAUGUAAUUUGUAUAAUUCGAAAUUCUUGAUGCCAGUGGUUUCUAUAGUUGAAGGAAAUCUCUUCUUUUUUUUUCUCUAUCUUUUUAAGGAAGCAUGUUUUUUUUCCCCAUAUUAACAGUGGCUGUUUUUUAUUGUGGCUAUUAAGUGGAAAAUGAUAUUGGCAGUUUUUGUAAUUUACUUCUUGUAUGUUAGCUAUAAUACUGCGGCAAACUCAUGGUCAACAUGUUUUCAUUUGUUUGUUUUGGGGUUUUCUUUUCUUUUUUGUGUUUUUACCCGUUUGUUUAUUUUUUUUGGAAGGGGUGUAUCUGAUGGUGUCAUGUAUUCAUGUCAAGAGUGAGUCCUUAUGUGUGUGUGACUGUGGUUAUGUAAGCCAGACACAUAGUGUGUGCUAGUCUAAACAUAAUGACUCCGUACAGUUGGAGGAACCUGUUGUUUUUCCCUCGUUGCAAUGAAAACGGCCGGAGAAGGGGUUAGCAAAACAAACAGCAUGAGUUUUACCUGGAAUUUACUUUUCCUUCAUGUAUAACGCAAUAAUGGUAGAAUGCCCUGAAUGAAGCAGCAUCGUGAAGAUGCAGAAGAAGAAAAAAAACAUAUUGCUUUUUUCUGUUAGUGACAAUGCUCCUUUCCUUGUUUUGUAUUGGUGCCACCAUGAGAAAAAAAAUCUGUUUCUCAUUACAAUGAGAACAUUUUCUUAAUAUAACAAGAUACUUUAUGUUGGAUGACAUUGUUUUUGUUAAGACAACAUACUGACUUACAACACAUCUUCUUAUCACAUUGUGACAAAAUAAGUCGGUGUGUUUUUAAAUAUAGAAAUGAUUUGUAAGUUCCAUGUUGUAACAAGAAAAACAUCCGGUCCAACGAGGAAAUAUUAUAGCUAAUAUCAGAGAAACCGACAAUGAUUAAUUUAAAGAAAUCAUUUUAUUUUCCUUUAUUUUUUGGGAUAAGAUAUUUUGAGCCAGAUUCUGCUGAUACAGAUGUGUACAUAGAAGCAGAUGUUAAGAACAGUUGUUAAACAUGUGGGGCUAUAACGUAGAAAGACCUCUUCGAACUAGCAUCAUUUCUCUUAAAUGACGUGGAGGGGCAUGAAAGGCUGCAUGGAUACAAGUCCCAAUCCUGUUUUAAAGUGAACUGUGGAUUGUUUUUAAUCCUGGACUAGACUGAACUUUGACCAAAGAAACCUCGACAGGUUUAACUGGACACUAAAACAUUGUAAUAAUAUUGUUUUGCUAUACCACAAACCAUUCUGAACAAAUUCCUUUUGUUAAAAUACUCUAGA
This is a messenger RNA of Siniperca chuatsi (mandarin fish), 4236 nucleotides long. RefSeq names its product calcium/calmodulin-dependent protein kinase (CaM kinase) II beta 1 (gene camk2b1). Lineage: Eukaryota; Metazoa; Chordata; Actinopteri; Centrarchiformes; Sinipercidae. Gene Ontology annotation, cellular component: cytoplasm; neuron projection. The coding region runs from base 318 to 2405 and encodes 695 amino acids. The record is from RefSeq and is a predicted model, not a curated record. The transcript is spliced from 25 exons. Gene Ontology annotation, molecular function: calcium/calmodulin-dependent protein kinase activity; calmodulin binding; ATP binding. Gene Ontology annotation, biological process: protein phosphorylation.